ACAAAACUCACGCUUACCAGAUGGAGUGCUGAUUGGAGAGGUGCUACUGAGUUGUAUGAGCAAGCAGCAAAUGGGUUUAGGGCAUCAAACAAAUAUGAGAAAGCUAAAGUGGCUCUCGAGAAAGCUUCGAAAGGACAAGAGAUGCAAGCUUCUCCCUGGGAUGCUGCAAAACAUAUGGAGUCUGCCGCUGCACUAGCACAGAAGCUAAGUAUCUGGAAUGAGGUUGCUGAUUUCUAUAGAAAGGCGUCUGAGCUGUAUGUUGAGUGUGGAAGGGCACAACCUGCAUCUGAUGCUCUUGGAAAGGCUGCACGUGCUUUGGAAGAGGUCAAACCUGAUGAUGCCAUCCAACUAUACACUGAUGCUUGUGAAAUUCUUGAAGAGGAUGGGAGGGACCAAAUGGCCUUUGAUCUGUACCGUGCUUGUGCUAACGUCUACAUAAAGCUCGAGAAGUUCGCAGAUGCUGCAACUUUUUUCUUAAGAUUAGGCGUAGCUGCUGAUAAGUGCGACGCCACAAAUAGCCAGUGUAAGGCAUAUCUUAGUGCAAUCAUUGUAUAUCUGUAUGGUCAUGACCUGAAGCAGGCAGAAAAAUGCUACAACGACUGUUCUCAGAUUGAUGCUUUUCUAAAGAGUGAUCAGAACCGAGCUGCUAGUAGACUGCUCUCAGCCUAUAAUGACGGUGACAUUGAAGAAAUCAAGAAGGUGGCAAGUUCAAGCACUGUCUCGAAUUUGGAUCAUGCGAUCAUCAAGCUGGCUAGAAAGCUACCCACUGGAGAUGUUACUGCAGUUCAGAUGAACACUGGUGAAGAUCUCGACGAGGAUGAUCUCACUUAA
Thlaspi arvense is the source of this 831-nucleotide messenger RNA. The record is from the annotation of a GenBank genome assembly. NCBI's taxonomy places the organism in Eukaryota, Viridiplantae, Streptophyta, Magnoliopsida, Brassicales, Brassicaceae.